GAGUCGUUUAUUAUUUAAUUUGACACACUGUCCGAUGCGUACAUUCAAACAUACAGGACAGUUAAGCUAAGAUGUUAAACAUAAAUAAAUAAAUAAAAAAUGGUACAAACUGAACUGAAAGUCGCUGUUAGUUGUGAAAAAAUAAACGCGAUUAAAAACUACACACACAAACACACACGCGCACCCUCCUCCCCCUCUGUAAACCUGUUCUGGAGGGAGUGACUUGAUCCAGGCGGCGUCCAAUUAUAUGGAAGCAGCACUUAUUCCACUUUAUUCCAGGCUACAGUUAAGUGGCUUCAAGCCUUCAGAGACACACAGACUUGUAGUAUAAAGACAGAGCGGCGGAAAGACUGUGGGCUACCCAUGUGACAUGUGCACGGAGAGCUACAGACAAAGGUAGAAAUAUCUACAACACCAAGUGAGGCGUCUGGCAGCGUGGAGAUGAGACAGAGGAUGCUCCAAAUCAAAUCCAUGAGGGGCUUUUUUUCUCGUCUGGAAAUUCACGGCUUCAUAUAAAUGAUUCAUGAGAGCCCGCUUUUUUAUUUCUAAGGGAGUGAGAGCGAUUUUGCAGUGAGUUUCAGCUGAAGCUCCCGAUCUGCAGAAAGACGCGAGUAAAAGCUGGGAUCAGAGCUUUGGGGGGAGAUUCGAAAGUCAUUUAAUUUGGGGGGUAGUUUGAUAAGCGUUCUUUUUAACCUGCACCGGACCUCAUCUGUCACAGGGAUCAACUGUUGCUGCAGCCGGAGCGAGAACACAGACAUUCUCCAAGUGUGUCUGGCUUUCAUAAUGGGUGUUUGACCGGCUGUGUCCUGCAUGCAGCCACACAGCCGGUGUUGUGCAAUUAACAUGGAAGAGAGACUGAUACUGUUGUUGAUGCCUCGGAUACACCUUCAUCUGUCCUGAUGUGAUGCCACAUUGUUGCACUGAGGAGAAUGAUAAUAUCCCACAUCGCUGCCGGCUUUUUUCAUACUGGCUGAUCAUCACUGUGUGUGAAACAAUACAAUUCGAUUCUUUUUUUUCUUUGUACAAGGGGCCAGUUUGGGCAUUUUAACUCACUGGCAGGCGUCCAAAUUUGACAAGCUUUUUGUUAUAGUGACCUUGUCCGGUUUUGACUUCUAUUCAACGAGAAAUCACCAUGCUGAUGAUGAUGGAGAACAGUGGCAUGGAUGCGCAUCAGGUUGAUAUCGAUUCGGAAUUUGAGCCUCACAGCCGGUCGAGGUCGUGCACCUGGCCGCUGCCGUGUCCGGAAGAUUUCCCCGGGGGAGACGAGGCGAGUCGGGGUCUGGCCCUGGCAUCGGUCAAAGUGGAGCAGUACAACGUGCCCGCAUGCCGGGCCGAGAGAAAAGGCGGCGCGCCGGCGGAGAUCAAGCAUCCAGCCGGUGCCCCGGCCCCAGUCGUGGCCGCUCCUGCCUGCAUGUCCGGGGCUGCUCUCGACGUGGCCGGCCAGCUGCGCAAGGCAAAGUCCUCCCGGCGGAACGCGUGGGGAAACCUGUCGUAUGCAGAUCUCAUCACCCGUGCCAUCGAGAGCGCUCCGGAGAAGAGGCUCACCCUGUCCCAGAUAUAUGACUGGAUGGUUCGCUUUGUUCCAUAUUUCAAGGAUAAAGGCGACAGCAACAGUUCAGCCGGAUGGAAGAACUCGAUCAGACACAACCUGUCCCUGCACAGUCGCUUCAUCCGGGUGCAAAAUGAGGGGACUGGAAAGAGCUCCUGGUGGAUGCUCAACCCAGAAGGAGGCAAGAUGGGUAAGGGACCCAGACGACGUGCGGCUUCAAUCGAUAAUGGAGGCCGCUACUUGAAGACGAAGGGUCGCAUCAGCCGGAAGAGGACAGGAGCCAUAGGCCUUGGACGAGUACAAGGUCAGGGAGCGGGAUCAGCAAUGCAGGGAUCUCCAGAGCAUGGCAGCCCAGCAGGCAAGGGAGGUGUGGGCAUGGGUGGUGAGGAGUAUGACACCUGGACAGACAUCCAUUCCCGCACCUCAUCCUCAGCCUCUACACUGAGUGGCUGCCUGUCGCCCAUCCUAGCUGAGGCAGAGGCUGAUGAACCAGAGGAGGCUGGACUCUCCUGUUCAGCUUCACCACGACUGUACCCCAGUCCCAGCAGUACCCGCUCCCCUGCCUUGGGCACUGGUGGUCACUGCCCCACUGUGGAGCUGCCUCAGCUAACCGACCUGACUGGGGCUAUAAGUCUAGAUGAGACUGGCUAUCCCCAGCCACCACAAAUCAAAUGCAAUGGUUAUCCCUAUGUGCCUGGGCCAAAGGCAGAGGGUUCCUACUGUGGACCCAUGUAUGGACAGCCUCCCAUGGGAAUGCUCCGCCACCAUGCUCCCAUGGAGACCAUCCAGGAGAACAAGCCAGUCAGCUUUCAGCGCCCACUGAGGGGCUACUCAGAAAACAACGCCCUGCAGAGUCUGCUUACCGGAGGUCCUGCAUACUGCAACAAAGACACAGUGCUAGGCCAGAGACCGGAAACACACACACUAAUGACACAGGGAACCAAUGGUAUUCACAGCCAGCACAGCCACAAUCAAAAUCGCAGUCACAAUCAUAACCACAAUCACAGCCAAGAGCACGCUCACAAUCCCAACCUACACAAUGGUCAUGGUUCAGUCCAUGACCAGAACACAACCCAUCAGAACCACAAUCAGAGUCACAAACACCAAGCCAGCCUCGACUACAGCCACAAGCCCCAUCCUGCCCAUGACUAUGGUCCAAGUCAUGAGCACAGUCACAGAAAUAAAGUAAAUCCCAGUCAUGAUCACAACCCACACUCCAGUCAGAGUCAAAUGCACAACCCUCAUAACCCUAUGCACAGCGGGCCUCACCAUCAGGCUCUAUCUCCACGGGUGAGCACUGACAUUCUGCAGCCCUAUAGUCUCAAGACCUCUAACCACUAUGGGCCCCGCCCCCACCUCCCAACAUCCCCUUCCCUGCCGCCCAACCCUGCUGGCGUUAUGGACGUUCCCCAGGACCCCUGCCGCCUGGCAUCCGCACCUCGGCACCAGCCUUACCCUGGAGCUCACCAUCAGAGUAUGGCUGACUCCUGGCAUGGCUACUACCACAACAACCACCAUCCAGGGAAUGCUGGUUAUCAGGGCCAACAGCACAGCUCCCACAGUAGAAUGGUUGCCAACUUGGAGAUGGAUAAUGUAUCUAAUAGUCUGGACUGUGAUGUGGACUCCAUCUUACUCAAUGACUUUAUGGACACAGAGAGCAUGGACUUCAACUUUGAUGGCUCUCUCUCCCAAGGAGUGGGAAUGGGAAUGGGGAUGAGUUUAGGGGCUUUUGCUUGCCCUCCACCGGCACAUAGCAACCAGAGCUGGGUGCCAGGGUGAACUCAGGCCUAAGAGUUUGGAGUGACAAACAAAGCUCAACCACUGGGCUUGACUGCUGUGGGCUGUACCCUUGAACUGAUUGACUGUGAUUCUUUUUCUUGAAGACAAUACAUAUGGUCAUUUACUUUCCUGGGAACACCCUACACUCCCACAUUGUACUCUUUCUUGCUCUCUUCCACCUUAUUUAUAAAAUCUUCUCUCCCCAUGUUGAAUCUGCCACCAACCAGCCCAGUGCUAAACCCCCUUCUACUCAUUUGUUUUUAGUUUUGCUUUUUUUUUUUUUUUUUUUUAAUGCUCUCCUCCCAAUCUCAUCAUGCCCGUCCUAAGCUCUCAAGCACUUUACAUCCAUCUCUUCAUACAGAUGCAGUAACACAAAGACCAGGCAAAGUCAUGUUGUGUGUUGGCUUAAGUUUAAUGUAUGCAAUCCACUUUACAGUAUUAUCUCUCUCUGCGAAGGAGGUGUUGUUCUUGACUUGAGAACAUGAUCAAACAGCUGCAUAAAUAUCCUCCAACGUGUAGAGGUGCUCUCAGAUUGGGGGUUAAAAGGCAGGAGGGGCUUUGAGGUUCAAGGAUGAAGAAGAAAUUAAGGUUUUUAGAAGAAGAGGGAAUAAAAACUAAAGCUAUUGUGAUUCGUCCUCUCGCUGGUCGACGGUGGUGUUUCCUGUUCAGUUCAGUGAAGAAGGACAGUCAUCCAUCAGGCAAACAUCAACAACACUCCAUUGAAAUGCAACAUCCCUUCUUUAAUCUCCAAAGUAAUGCCAGAGUGAUGCAUCGCUAUUGCAAAUCUAAUGCGCCACUCAGCCUGUAUGUUUUUUCUCACACACACACGCACACUUCAACUCCGGACACACCGGCUUAAUGUGUUUUGGCGAAAGUGAUGAUUAAAGUCACUCUGCACUAAAUGGGGGAAGGAUUGAAAGGGGUGGUGUUGGGGGAGCAUAGAGGGGAGAUGAUAGGAGAGGAGAAAUGCAAAUAUUCCCUCUGUGCCUCUUCCUCUCCAUUUUGUGGAUUUAUGUAGCUUUCCCCGUAAUGAAAUAAGCAACGAUCAGAGCCUGGUGUACAUCCUGAGGAGCUCUCCCAUUGGCCUUCACUGGGCUGCCUCUGCGUAGCACCUUCACCAGCUGACCCCAGAACAGCUUAGCGAGCAACUGCGGUCAGGCCAGGAUGUUGAUGGAGUUGCUGUCCUCAGACCCCAUGCAACCUUGUCUAAUUCACUAACACACAGGUUCAGCCCCACUAUGCGCUUUUACUCCUGCGUAUUGCUCGCUGAUGAACAGCGUCAGCAGAUUACUAUUUGGUGCUAUCUCCAGUUUCCAGACUGCCUCCUAUCGCGCCGCCCCAUCCCGAGGUUACUCAGAGGGUAAACAAGAGUAAUUAACCGCCAAACAAGAUGGAUGAUUUAUGCAAGUGCGUGUAUUCGCUCAUUGGCACAAAGUCAUAAUUCUUCCCCACCACCAAGCACAAGGAGGGUGAUUUUUUGAGAGGUGGUGCCCAGCAACAAAGUAAGGCAGCUGGCAAGUGGCGUGCUUACAGUGUCCUUCAAGCAUCCUCUUUACAAGCGUUCUUGCCCCGUCCUGGCCACAGCUUUACUUUGCUGUCGUCUUUUCUUGUGCUCGUUCAGUGGUUGUGCAGUCGUCCGUCCUGUUUCAAUGCAGCGUGGAUUGGAGCUUUCGUGUGCGUUUUAUUUUAUUCGCUCGUUGCAGAAAUACAGGGGUUACUUUAAACCCCUCAUUCUGGCACCUGUCCUUCACAAGACAGACAGAGGUAGGAAGGUAGGUAGGUAGGAAGGAAGGAAGGAAGGAAGAAAGAUAGAUAGAUGAAGAGGAAUACCGAACUGGAAGGAUGGAGCUAAAUGAGUAGGCAGGAUCUGUGAGAUUGUUAGAGAUUUUCCAGCUCGGUAGCUUUCUGUAGAAUUGGCCGUUUCAAUCAGGCCAAAUGUCAAGUGCUACUCAGCCAGCUCUUGUGAGCUUUGACCAGAAAGACACUUUUCCCUACUGAUCAAGGACAAUGACGGGUAUUUCCAUAUACAUUUUUGUUUGAUUUCUUCUUUUCUUGAGUUAAGAUGGCCCAUUGUUGUAACCCAGCUGUAAUUUGUUCUCUGGCCUGUGUGCACAUGUGUGUCAAGCUUCUUGUGUGUGUGUGUGUGUGUGUGUGUGUGUGUUUGUAUGGGUGUGUGUGUGAUGUACAAGAACUAAUUAAGAAAAUAUUGUUGAGAACCACCUUGCCCUGGUAUUGUCCAUUUCUGGCCGAGUGCAGCAUACAUAAUAUAUACAGUUUAUAUUUAUUGGUUAGGGAGAUGGGUCUAUGGAGGGCCACUCAGACCCCACACUGCCACAUUGUCCUUUUGAUGACAAAGGGGCAGAAUGCGAUUUCAGUUUGACUACAUUUCAUUCUGUACAUAAUCUAUAUUGAGAUAAUUGUAUUAUAAUUUUUUUGCAAAUAUCUUUUUUUUUCUAAAAGGAUGUAUCUGCUCAUCUGGUGACCGUAAAAUAAAAACAAUAAAAACAA
Molecule: messenger RNA, 5836 nt
Organism: Mugil cephalus (flathead mullet)
Lineage: Eukaryota; Metazoa; Chordata; Actinopteri; Mugiliformes; Mugilidae
Gene: foxo6b
Product: forkhead box O6 b
Exons: 2
Coding region: 1133-3328 (731 amino acids)
Biological process (GO): regulation of transcription by RNA polymerase II
Cellular component (GO): nucleus
Molecular function (GO): DNA-binding transcription factor activity, RNA polymerase II-specific; RNA polymerase II cis-regulatory region sequence-specific DNA binding
Source: RefSeq, a predicted model, not a curated record